CGGGAAAAUGAGCUCCGGAACUAUCUCAGCCAGCAGAGCGUCGCUCGCAAGUUUCCGUCGGCGCCGAACAGUGGCAAAUCGUCUUCGCAUGAUUCCUAUCCGUCUUGCUCCAGUUCGUCGAAAGCCUGUACUUCAUCGUGGGAACAAGGCACAGGCGGAAGUGGUGGUGGUGCUGCCGCCGCUUCUUCGUUGUAUCGCUCCAAUUACGUGGACAAGCUGAAAAGCUGCGGACAAACACUUUACCGACCAACGGACGACUACUUUUGGGGUCGUUGUGAACUCGGCGCGAGCGCCAGCAUAGCGACCACCCAGGGCAUACCAGGAGAUGAAGUUUCUAAGAUGAAGGUUCCCGGAAUUGGAACGAUGAAUGUCGAAGACGAAACUGAAGGGUCUUCACCGACAGCGACUCGUGAAGAACAAGCACAAAGAUUCGUUCCCCCAGCAGCGAGUAGUCAAAAUGCAACUUCUUCUACCUUCUGUACAGCACUAGCCGCGUUGUCGGACAAGAAUCCGCGAAGGUCUGUCGUUCAGCCGCACGACCACAACAAGCUCGAAGUGAUUGAGCUCUAUCCCGGCGACGUCUUUUACUUUCCGAGUGGAAUGUGGCACCGUGUGGAGACAGUGUCUGAUGAGCUAAGCAUCAGCAUCAACUUUAGUUUGCAAGGGGAGCGCUGGUGUGACCUUAUCGCGAACGCGCUUCGGCAAGUGAUGGCCAGAAGCGCUCUUUUGCGGUCCAAAGUUGUGGGCUGCUUCACCCAACAGGAUUUCCGCCGACGUGCGGCAGCAAAUCUCGGCGUUGCAAUGGACGUUUUGUACUCUCUUUUAUUUAACUGCUACGAAUUGUUUUGUUCGUUUAAUACUAAGAGUUGCUCGAGCUAAUACCUUUUGCUUUUUCCUUGUGAACUGAUCAAUGAAGGAGCCAUGCAUGGCAGCUGGCUGUGAUAUAAGUCCCUAGUAGAUGACCUAGUACAAGUUCUUCUACUAUAUAAUGUUGAACUCUAAUAUCUCAAUCUCUACUGAUCAAGAACAUCUCCAAUUUCAAAAAUUCCUUUUAGGCGCGACUACGUUCCCCAUGAUAGCUGGUCCAACAGUCGGUUGAACGACGAUGGCGUGGAUGACGUUUAUGAGGCAUUUCAACGUCGCCUGCUGCCUUCCAACGUGAUGAUGGCCGCUCGCUAUCGCAAGAUUGACGUUGUGACUUAUUUAAAAUCCCUGGUCGCAAGAGUUUCCGCGUAUUAUGGGCAUCUGGACGAGAUGCCCACCAAAAAGCAUUACUUCUUGAAUCGAGGCUCCAAACGGAUAGAGCUGAAAGACCUGAAGGCUGGUAACUUGGGCGGUGAAUUUGAUGAUGUGAAGCUGAUCUCCUGGUUUGCUUUCUCGCGUGUCCAGUCUCUGGUACCCGGAGAGGAUGAUCCGACGGGAUCUGUAUCGUCCAACUUGAUUUCGGCAAAAUCUGGCACUAGUACUGCUCGUUCCCCGCCUUUGUUAGACGAAGAGGAAUUGCGUGACAUCUUCCAGGCACGCGAGAAGGCCCGAUUGGCCGCUGAGCUUGCCGAGGAGCAACAGGAGAAUGCUGCCACAGCAGGACCACCGGCCUCAGGAGGCUCGUCGAAUGCAGGAUCAUCAUCCACUAUAGCACAUGCCUCUCGCAGUCGCAGGAGAGGUGCGGCCGCCGCAACACAGGGCUCAGCCAGAUCGCGAGCCGCGUCGCUUACACAGCGUGGCAGAAAAAAGAAAGCAACAAGUACUUCCACCAUGAGAACAGGCAGAAAGUCUAAGACACAGUCGGCUGGAAGCAAAUCGAAGGUCUCAACCAAAGAUCCUGUUUUAGCAGAGCUCAAUGACUUAGUCGGCGAUGACUUCGAAAACGAGCGUGGACCCGAAGAAGAAGAGGAAGACCAAGACGAAGACUUGCUAGAAGAAGACGACGAGGACAUUCUUGGAGAGAAUAAAGGCAAGAAAACGAAGAAAAAUGAGCGUCUCGUCGCGGAUGAAGAUACAAAGAGUACGUCCACGAAGGGCAAUAGGACUUCUACUACGCCGAAGCCGUCGGUUUUCGUGUUACAUUCAAACUUCCAUGGUGACGGACCUAGUUUGGCGCGAACUGAAUUUCAACUGGUUUUUGAUGCUGCUUGGAAAGAUCCCUUAGACGAUAACGACCAAGUUCCAAUGACCCGAUACGAAUUUGCUUUUCUGCAGUUCAUCUUCUCGUAUUUGUCCGAGAGACAGACUAUGCCACACGCGGAAGAGCCGUAUUUCUGUCCGAGCGAAGCGGUGAGCGCCUUUCUAGCGUACAAGAUGCCGAAGCUGAUCGAAGAACAGUACGCUGACGAAAUUGACGCUGUCCCUCUGCAAUAUCGUACGCUUCGACUACACCGCAUGGUGCUGUUGAUCACGAAUUUACUUUUGCGGGAAGGCUUCCUCAUUCUGUACAGUGAGACGGGUGCUGGCGUGCGGUGGAAAAAAGGCGCUGCCGCCGGGUCGUGGGAUAGCAAGAACUCAGCAAGGCGGACCGCGGACGGUAGCAAUUCUUGGCACUCUCGGAACUGGGGAGGAGGACGUGAUCCAUGGGACGGGUCGGGACAUGCUGCCGAUGGACAUGGAGGAUUUUAUGAUUGGCGGAACGGAAACUAUCCCGACAACCAUUCAUAUUAUGAGAGUAGGAAAUGCAUCUUCAAAGCCAUCUGGGCAAAGAAAAUAAGAAGGAAAAGGUCUCAGGUGAUCUAUUAGAUGCAUUCCCUAUCCCUCUAAGCAUAUUCGAGGCGCGGUGGACGCGAGAGGCGGCGUAGACAACCGAAUUCGUUUGGGGACUUCACAUCCUCCUGCAGCUCUGAUAGCAGUGAUGACUCUGCCUCUAGCAGCUCGUUUACGUAAAGGGUUCUUGUGACGUGAGGUUUGAGUUUUGUAAAACCGCACCCACAUGAUUUAUCUAGUAAGUAAAGUUAAUGAACAAGAGUGGUGGAACAAGAUGGGCGCGGGAAACGAAGAUGUCGUGAAAGGAAUUGAGGUUGCGCAUAGCGAUUGAUUUCAUAACGUAUACCACAGUUUAUGCCAAGGCCCUGCCAGGUCCAAGAAUGGAUGAGGCGCGAAAAUGAUGUUCAUG
Molecule: messenger RNA, 3103 nt
Organism: Amoebophrya sp. A25
Lineage: Eukaryota; Dinophyceae; Syndiniales; Amoebophryaceae
Source: the annotation of a GenBank genome assembly